CUCAUCUAUCAACUUGCUUCUAAUUCUCGGACAGUUUUCAUCAAUUAUAUCAGUUGAUACCAAGUUUCCCCAUCUUUGUGGAAUUGAUGCUUUUAGUUUGGAAAUUAAAACUUUACCUACGAAAAACAAGCGUUAACAACAGCUGAAGCACAUAUGGCCGCAACAACCACACCCAAAUCUCUCAAUCUUUACUGUUCGAAACAGUACUCGUCAUUUCCCAAACCAAAAACUCAUAUAAACUUUAGGAAAAAUUUCCACUUCAACCUAAAACCAUAUUGUCUCCGAAUCCAAGGGGCAUCAAACUCGACCUUUGUCGUUAAUGAUGGCACAUCACCAGAUCAGGUUCGAGUUCAAAUUCUCUCUGAAUCACUUCCUUACAUCCAAAAGUUAAGAGGCAAGAUAAUUGUUGUCAAAUAUGGAGGUGCUGCUAUGAAAUCGGCUGAGCUGAAGGCUUCAGUUGUUAGGGACCUCGUCUUACUCUCUUGCAUGGGCCUCCGUCCUGUCCUUGUCCACGGCGGAGGCCCUGAAAUCAAUGUACUUCUCAAACAGCUCAAUAUUCCAGCUCAUUUCCGUGAUGGCCUCCGUGUAACCGAUGCCAGGACUAUGGACGUUGUCUCCAUGGUUCUUGUAGGUAAGGUCAACAAAGAUCUUGUCUCUCGUAUUAACUAUGCCUAUCCGGCUGCAGCUGCUGUAGGCCUCUCUGGGAUGGAUGGGCGUCUUUUGACAGCCCGGCCUAGUCCAAAUGCUACUCAACUAGGUUUCGUUGGAGAGGUUGCCAGAGUCGACCCUGCAAUCCUCCAACCCCUAAUCAAUAGCGGGCACAUCCCAGUGAUUGCUUCAGUGGCGGCUGAUGAGACGGGCCAGCCUUAUAAUAUCAACGCUGACACGGUAGCUGGGGAGGUCGCUGCCGCAUUAGGGGCAGAGAAGCUGAUUCUGUUGACAGACGUGGAGGGGAUUUUGGCAAACAGGGAGGAUCCUGGAAGCCUGGUGAAGGAGAUUAAUAUAAAGGGAGUGAAGAAGAUGAUUGAAGAUGGCAAGGUUGCUGGUGGAAUGAUACCAAAGGUGAAUUGCUGCAUCCGUUCCCUUGCUCAAGGGGUCAGGGCAGCUAGCGUCAUCGAUGGUCGCAUUGAGCACUCGUUGAUUCAUGAGAUUAUGAGUUUUGAGGGCAUUGGAACCAAGAUUCUUGGCUAACGCACCGACUUGUCCUGCUGCUUCUACUAUUACUAUCACAAAAUUUACAGGCUAUUAGUUUUCUUUUUUUUUUUUUUCCUUUUUAAUAUUUUGGGUAAAAAGAAUAUGAAGUUUCAUUGGUUAUUAUUACAUUUUCCUUUUAUGCUAUAGUUGUAACUC
Molecule: messenger RNA, 1350 nt
Organism: Durio zibethinus
Lineage: Eukaryota; Viridiplantae; Streptophyta; Magnoliopsida; Malvales; Malvaceae
Source: RefSeq, a predicted model, not a curated record